This is a messenger RNA of Myotis myotis, 3185 nucleotides long. RefSeq lists its product as uncharacterized. Bases 1836 to 2567 code for a protein of 243 amino acids. Lineage: Eukaryota; Metazoa; Chordata; Mammalia; Chiroptera; Vespertilionidae. The transcript has 10 exons. The record is from RefSeq and is a predicted model, not a curated record.
CGUCAUGCCUUCCUGCAGGAACUCAUGGGCCUGCAGCAGGUAGAACAGGACACCCAAUACCAUGCUGGUCCCUGCAGGAGUACAGGUGUUAGGAGGCUGGACAGCAGGGCCCAAGGGACGACCUCAGGAGGGAUGACAGUUCCACAGAACACUGACAAGGAAGGAUCUCAGCGCCAUGCCUGCCAGGUUGCUGAGGACGAUGUUGGAGAAGUCCAGCACGGGCACGUUGGACUUGGUGAAGAAGGUGAUGUCUAUGAGUAUGAGGCAGAGGCAGAAGCUGGUGAAGGCGGAAAUGAAGAAGAAGGCCCAGGCAGAGUCCAGCAAGUCUAGGGAAGGAAGAGAACCAGGAACACCAGGAUCAGGGUCAUGUAGGCAGGAGACGUCAGAACACCGCACAACGAAGAUGGUGUUGAUGGGGAUGGUUUGGGGCGGGGGGUCAGCAGGACCCCCAGGGAGUGUCAGUGGCACCUGGAAGUGGACCCAGGGCUGGCCCAGAGUGAUGAGACCGAUGAUCACCACGCCCACCAGGCUCAGCACCAGGCUCAGCUGGCGGCUGAGCUUCUUGGCCUGGUGCAGCAGCCGCGUGCCCACGGGCAGCUGUGAAUGUCUGCGUUUAGCCCUGACCGAAAACCUGCUGCAGAGAGCCCACCGCCAGUGUCAGCGCCGCGUCCAGCUCCCCAGCCCAACCAUCCCAGGUCCGGCUGCCAGACCCGGUCCCACCCAGUCUACCCUUCAGACUCUUAUCUUCUCUAUGUCCAUCCUCUAUACCCUGUCUCCCCCAGGUCCUGCCCUCCAGGUCCCCUUGCCUCCAGAUCUAGCUUCCAGGCCCUGCCAUCCUAAAAUCCCCUCUCCAGAUUCUGUGUUAUGUCCUACCCAUGGCCAGCCUGCAGGACCAGCUUCCAAGACCUGCCACACCUAGGUCCAACCUCUAAUCUCUGCUAUGCCAGGCAUGUUCUGGUCCCUGUCCUUUGACUGCUGUCUCCCUCCACCCCCAUCCCCUACCCCCCCAAUUCUCACCCAGAACCUGGCCUUUUUGCCUGGACCUCUGCCUCUCACCUGGAAGAGCUGGUGUCCGUGGAGCUGUGUAGCGGGAUGCUUUGGACAUCGCUAUCUGGAGUAUUUUUGCUUAAUUGGAGGUUGUACAAAGAUUCUUUGAAGUCCUCCUGGGAGGUCCAGAGAAUUUGUUCCAUGCUUUCCAUGCUGGCCUCAGGGCUCUCGGUAAUUGAAGGGGGGACGUCCACACUGGCCCGGUUUGGGAACUUGACGCCUGGAACCCUUAAACUUUGACUCUGGGUGCUUGUCAAGUUGUCUCCCAAACUGGUUUGAUUGGUGUAGGCAACUGAUUCUACGCAGGCCAGGGGGAUGUGGGGCAUCGGCGAAGGCCUGGGGAUACUGAACCUACGAAUUUGGAAACUCGUUUGGCCACUUGGCGGAACGGUCAGGGUGUUGAGAGGGGUCACUGGCGCUGUGUCUUGGGGGCCGGCUUGGUGAACGCUGCUCACGGAGGGUGUCUCUUGGAUACUCGUUUGGCUAAUGUUAACAGUGGAUGGUGUCUCUUGGAUACUCUUUUGGCUAAUGUUACCCAGGGAUGGUGCCUCUCUGAUACUGCCCCGGAGACUCUCGUCAAUGGGCGAUGGCUCUUGGACGCUGGCCUGGCGAGUGCGCAAGAUGGACGAAGGCUCUUGGAUGCUGGCCCGGCGAGUGCGCAAGAUGGACGGAGGUUCUUGGACGCUGGCCCGGCGGGCAGGCCUCAGGGCUCCAGGCUGGCCUGAAGUUCGGGCUGCGGGGAGAUUCCGUGACAGUUGGAGAGGUUCCAGGAAGUUGGGACGUUGGCCAUGGACGCAUCCUGCACAGUGGACCUGUCGGACCCAAACUACUCCUGGGAGGAGGACAGAAAGUACAUCCUGCGGGGCUGGGCCCUGGUCUUCAGCACCCUCACGACCCUGAUGGUGCUCAGCGCGGUGGACGGGCGGAUGGUCUACCUGGAGGGCUCCUACUCUGGCUACAUGGGCUUCUGGAUCAACUGCAAGAAGUACAAAUGCUCCGACGUGGGCCAAGUCACUGUGCACAGGACAACGCCCAACCGACUGAGCCACACUGGCCAGGUUCUCAUCCACAUGAGCAUGGGCUUCAUGAUGCUGGCCUUGGCCAUUUGCCUCAUCCUUGUCACCACCAUGGUCCUCUCCUUCUGGCCGGUCUUCCGCCGCCUGAACAAGACCGACCUUAUCUUCAGUUUACUCAGCUUCAGCAUUGGGUUCCUGGUUAUCCUCAGCAUGACGCUCUUUGUAGCCAACUGCCAGUCCCUGAGACCAAAGCCUCGUAUUUCGUACCUGUUUACCUCCUACCUAUGCUGGGGCAGCGGCGCCUUGAUACUGUGGACAGGAGUCCUGAGCUACUUAAACUACGCGGGCAUGUGGAGCCAGGCCUCGUUCACCUGGGAUCGGCGGGUGAGCUACUGGCGGUGGGCCUCGCGGCUCAGUCCUAUGAGGCACAUGUCCAGACAGUCAGGCUCAGACCGCAAGUCCAGUUCGCUCCCAGGCCAGGGGAUCCCCGCCAAGCCUCCCUAAGCCAUGGUUGCUCAGGACACGGACGGGUACCUGGGCCCGGGGGCGGGGAUCAGACCUCCACUGAGGCCCGCCUCCCUAAGAACAUGCCUCGCCCUCCGAGGGCUGCUGACAACGCCGGGACCCUCCAGCUUGGGCCCACCCUUUGCUGCUCUGUUCCCGUCCAGAGUCCUCCCCUGGUCCCCAUCCCAGAAGUCAGACACCGCCCCCUUCCGCUCUGCACGCAGCUCCCGCCAAGGGGCCAGUGGGUGUGGAUCUGUUCCCAUCCUAGCGUGGCCCCGCCCCAAUCCCAGAUAGGCCACGCCCAGAUCCUACCUAGGCCCCCCCCAAUCCUAGCCAGGCCACGCCCUAUCCUAGCUAGGCCCGCUUCAAUCCCAGAUAGGCCACGCCCCCAUCCUAGCUAGGCCCCGCCCCCAUUGAGAUAGGCCACACCCCAAAGCCACCCUUCAUCCUCGGAACUCCUCCCUCUCCGAGGGCCAGCCCCGCCCCUGGAUGCCUCAUCUUGCCCCUGGGCGGACACAACACCCACCCAGCUUUUGCUGUCGCCCCUCCCCAGGAAGGCAUGGCUUGCCACAGCGUCCCUUGCCCACCUUCCUGGCUUCUGCGCCACAAUAAAAUGUG